AUGACUGCGACGUUAAGAUCGAAUAUCCACGUACAUUUUUUGGCACCUGAUUAUUUGGAUGUUAACGAUUAUUUUAAAAAAGUAGAUGCCCAAGACUGGAAGCUUAAACAUUAUCUAAACUAUCAUUUGGAGACCGAAAAUAUAAUUCCAGCCUGGACCACUGUUUAUGAAGAUUGGAUUUAUUCACUCGACGUUAUCUCAAAAACUAAUCACAAGAAAGUUCCCAACAGUAUAAGUUCGUUUUGCAAGGAUUUAACAAAUUUCAAUACUUUUGAAGGAGAGAUAAUCCUAGAGCGUUCAAUAUAUUCAUCGCAAAAAUUAUCAGAGCUGUUACAAGGAAUGACAGAUAUAAAAAAAAAGAGAUCACAGGAUGACGACGAUGACAACAAAGCAGGCCUGUCAAAUGAAAAACGUAGUCGGCAUGAGAUGCAUGAGUACACUUAUUUAUCGUAUGAGAGAGAGUAUUAUCAACGUGAACAAGAUGAGCUACUAAUACUUGAGUGUUCAAUCGAGGCUGAAGAACCUCUGAUUGAGUGGGAAUUCAGUACACCAAAACCAGAUUGGCUAGAUAAAAUGGCAUGGGAGCAUCAAUCGUUAACUUCUACAAUGUUUUCUAAUAAUGAUCCAAAAAUUCGACAUGAAUUGUCAUCAAAUCCAAUCUUGUGGAAGAUCAUUGAUUUAUCUGAUCAAAGAAUCACGAACCUUUUAUCAGAAAAUGAAUUAUCAGAAUUAAAUACAAUAAUUUCAACUUCUCUUAAAAAUUGGACGAUCUUGGAACCUAUGGCAGAGAGAUAUCUAUAUUCUUUAGCAAAACUUGAUGGUAAUCAACUUCGCAUCAUUGGUGAAAUUGUAAGGCCCAAGGGUACACACGGUGCAAUUCUUGAACUGCAAAAAAUAUUAAACAACAUUAAAGAAAAAUCACCCGAAGAAUCUGAUGAUCUCUUUGAAGAUAAAGAUACUUUUGAAAAUGAUGAUAAAAACCUUCAUGAAGAAAUCCUAUUAUCUAUUGAAGAUCACACAAAUGCUGAUGUUGCAUUCAUUUUCGAUUUAAUUAGGUUUACAUGCAAAAUGAUCGCAAAAGGAAUCCCUCAGCGACAAAAUUCUGAACGAGAUAUUGAUAUGUUUAUAAAGAGACACGUAUUCGACACUAUCCUAGAUAGUCAUUUUGGUGAGGUAGUGUCGAGAACUUCUAGGAAUCGUCGAGUAGAAGCUAUAGAUGCACCAAGUAAUACAGAAGGAUAUCACCUUGACUGGAUGUUUACGAAACAUGAUUUAGGAAAGGAACUGUGCUGGGGUCGGGAAUUUUCACUUUGUGAGCGAACUGGCUCCAAGAGUGAAGAUACACGAAAGGUUCUUUCGAAUACUCUUAAAGUACAAAAGACCUUAAGGGAUAUGCAUCGAAAUUUAUUUGAGUCGAUAUCUGCUGAGAGUAGCGGAACGCUAUCAAAACCAGUCCUUCAUGCUAGCACCAAACUUUUGAUGCCUGGAUUUUUGUCAUCAUAUUUUUUCUUACGUAUAAUUUUAAUCAUUUACAUUGGAGGUGGAUUUUAUGUAUCUGUCAAUUUAGCGGAUUUCUACAUCCCAACAAAAUAUGAUGAACUAGAGUCAAUCCUUAAAAUCUCGCGUACAAUGCUUCAAAUAAAGAAAUUAUUAUCCACUACUAUUUCUCGGUUUAAAAGUAUGAAGAACAGAGCAGAAAAGGAAAAAUUUUCUCCGGGAAAAGUGAAAGUUCCUACUAGAAAGCAGGAAUUCAGAUCGCCCCAAAAAUCAAAGAACCCAAUUGAACAGAAAAGGCCGGAUAAAUAA
Messenger RNA from Funneliformis caledonium, 1806 nucleotides. The record is from the annotation of a GenBank genome assembly. Lineage: Eukaryota; Fungi; Glomeromycota; Glomeromycetes; Glomerales; Glomeraceae.